Molecule: messenger RNA, 1028 nt
Organism: Saccostrea cuccullata (small rock oyster)
Lineage: Eukaryota; Metazoa; Mollusca; Bivalvia; Ostreida; Ostreidae
Product: nitric oxide synthase-interacting protein-like
Exons: 10
Coding region: 15-881 (288 amino acids)
Cellular component (GO): nucleus
Molecular function (GO): ubiquitin protein ligase activity
Source: RefSeq, a predicted model, not a curated record
AGUCGAGAGAGAAAAUGACUCGUCACUCCAGGAAUUGCACGGCUGGAACAGUUUACUCAUAUCAUGAACGACAGAAGGACACAAACCAAUCAGGAUACGGGUCAAAGAAAUCGAGACUGGGAAAAGACUCCAUAAAGGAUUUUGACUGCUGUAACCUGACAUUACAGCCCUGCAGAAACCCAGUUGUCACACAAGAUGGAUAUUUGUAUGACAAGGAAUCUAUUCUGGAGUACAUAUUGAAAAAGAAAAAGGAAAUUGCUCGGAAACAGAAAGAAUAUGAAAAACAGAAAAACAGAGAAAAGGAAGAACUUGCAGAAUUAGCCAAAGCUGAAAGUGAAGCACAAAAGCAGGAAUUCAUGUCAGCAAAUUCUCAAGCUCCAAUCACUAAACAAACAGGUGAUAAACCAUCAACUUCAAGUGUCAGCAAUAUGCAGGAGGGGAAAAACAAAGUUCUCCCGAGUUUCUGGAUUCCCUCCAUGACACCAGCAGCAAAUGCCACAAAGAUGGACAAACCUGAUGAAAAAGUGAGAUGUCCCAUGAGUGGAAAACCAAUCAAAUUAAAAGACCUUUUCCCAGUUCACUUUACUCCAAUCAAAGAUCGGGAUGAGAAGACAGCUUUGAUUUCAAAACAGGCCAGAUAUGUUUGUGCAGUUACCAACGAUGUCUUGGGAAACUCUGUGCCAUGUGCUGUGUUAAAAACAUCGGGAAGUGUGGUCACCCUUGAUUGCGUGGAGAAGCUUCUAAAGAAAGAUAUGCUGGAUCCAAUCAACAACAAAUCAAUGAAGGAAUCCGACAUCAUACCACUCAAGGGAGCAUCUGGAUUUUCUGGAUCAGGACAUCAGCUGGAGGUCAAGAAGGAUGGAGCAGCCAUUAUGGCUUAGUUUGGUUAGAGGAAGCGAUGGCAUUAUAAAGUAUACCAACUGUAUAACAAACUGUUCAGAAAUAAUACUGUUUCAAAUUAAUUUUGGAUCUUCAGACUAAAAACAUAUCACAGGCAUCUACACUUUAUGUAAUAUGUUUUUCUUUGA